This is a messenger RNA of Paramuricea clavata, 3561 nucleotides long. The record is from the annotation of a GenBank genome assembly. NCBI's taxonomy places the organism in Eukaryota, Metazoa, Cnidaria, Anthozoa, Malacalcyonacea, Plexauridae.
GUUUUCAAGUACGCAAUUUAAAAAUAUAAAGAAACUAUUUGUGAAGUGAAAGAAUAUUUUAUUGCUCAUAUCAGAGGCUCAGAAAUCCCGAUUGCUGGUGAAAGGAAAUAGUAGGUAUGUAUUAAUAUGUUUUUUUUUUAACAAAGAGCUGUAAGAUUAUUUGAUACUUGAACAUUCUUGAACAUAGUUUUGACAGAUUUGUCAUCUGCUUGAACAUUCGAUCAAUUCGAAUCAUUCUAAAUGCCUUGAGGACAUAUUAUUGCCAGAUGCUUUUGUGAUCAAAUAUCCAUAUUUCAGCCAUAUUAAAAUACGACUUCCUGACAAUAGGCUAAAUACAACUGAACUGUACAAGCACAGCAGCAGGAAUUCCUCCGUGGAUGAAACGCAGCUAACUCAGGUAAAAAUGUUGUAAAUAUGAAUGACGAGUUGUUGUCGUUGAUAUAUUAAAAUGGUAGAUAUAAACAAUCCAAUUACUGCAAAUAUAAUGCAGGCAAUAUAAUGGCAAAUACGAGACCCUAUUAGUGUAAAUUCUAACAGAGAACAUCCAUUGAAAUGGCCGCAUGUACAGAAUAAAAUAUUAAUGACAUAUGACAUGAAAUUUGAUGAAAAUGUGACAGCAAAAUGAAGUACAGUACAGAACAAUGGUGAUUUUCAAAGCAACGCGUACGUGCAAUGUUCUGACAAUGUGACAGUGCUAUUAUUAAACCUUUUUAUAGAGUGUCUAUAAAUUGAUAGUGUGCAGUGGUAGCCCCAAUAUAUGUCCAGAGGCUACAAUUUAAUACUUAGUAUUACAUGUAAUAGAAGACUAUAUAUAUAUUAAAAACAUGUUACCCCUACAGUAUUUGCUACACCAGAGAAAAGGUCAAAUUGGGUUCGUUCUGGUCAGGCUCUAUUGGAGACCAGUUAUUUGAAUGCAAAGAGUAAAUUUGCACGGACUACAAUAAAUUGCAUCCUACACAAUUAUUUCACAUGUCUUAUACUUAUGACAAUUAUUGCACUUAACCCUUUUGAGUGCCAGCACACUCUCCCCUUGACAAGUAAACUAGAGCACAAUGCAACUCAAUGGGUUAAUUAUUUUACUAAUCUUCCUGAUGAAAGGCCUAAUUUGCUGGAACUGCUUACAUUUUUUAGAUAGUUGUAUAUAUCUUUUAAACUGCAGCUUUCAAUUAUUUCACUUGCAUAUUUUCAGAGAGAAAUUACUCAAAUAAUGAACUGCCAUAAUAUCCAAGCAGAUCAGCCAUAUCAAUGUUUUGCUUAAUGAAAAAUGGCCUAUUAUUGGCUGACUGUUAUAUUGCACACAUACUGCUUGAAAGCUCUUGGGGAAGUAGCUAAUUCAAAAAUAGUAAAAUUAUAAUUAACCCAUUGAGCACCAACAUUCUCACCUUGAUGAGUAAAAUUGUCUGCAUGGCUUUAUAGCUAGACAGCGAGGGUGAUAAAUUUGGGCAUGCAUCAGGGCACAUCGCCACUUAAAGGGUUAAAAGAAUGUAUGAAUAAAUAUAUAGUUGACUGUAUAAGCUUCGAAGGUGUGGAAUACAUGUUAUAAUAAUUACAAUUUGUUUUAUGAUUUAGAAUGUUCAGUACUCGAGUUGUUUCCUACCUCGAACAGCAAUUGCCACAGUUUAAAAGACUGUGUUUUAGCAGUUAUUUAACAAACUUAUGGAUAUUUUGACUUUGCAUUCUAGCUAACUAAUUUCCCAUAACAUGCAUUUCAGAGGGAAAUUUCCUAGCAAAAUAAACAUGCUGACAUUGGUCUUAAUAAUUGCAUUCAUCGCCAAUGCCCAAGGUGUCAUUAUUAAAUAUGAGCACCACAACUAUCAAGCGAUGACAAAAAUCCUUAAAGCAAUCCACAAACAAUGGCCACACAUUACAAACUUGUACACGAUUGGCAAAUCCAUUGAGAAUCGUGAACUAUGGGUGCUGGAAAUUUCCGAUAAUCCGGGGCGGCACGAGAAGGGAGAGCCAGAAUUUAAAUAUGUUGCGAACAUGCACGGAAAUGAGGUCCUCGGCCGAGAGCUUUUACUCCACCUUGCCUAUUACCUAUGCAGUCAAUACGACUCAAAUCAUGAUGUCAAAAAUUUGGUUGAUUCCACACGCAUACACAUCCUACCAAGCAUGAACCCAGACGGAUGGGAAAUCGCAAUUGCUAAUACUUGCACUGGCGUCGUUGGUCGGACCAAUAAGAAUGGGUGUGACCUGAAUAGAAACUUUCCUGAUUUAUUAAAUCCAAGAAGAACUGACGGGAAUUGUAGAAAACCAGAAAAAGAAACCAAGGCUGUAAUGAAAUGGAUCUCUUCAAUACCAUUUGUUCUCUCGGCUAAUCUGCAUGGUGGCACAGUAGUCGCUAAUUAUCCUUACGAUAGCAUUAAGGGAAGUCCAGGCACACAUUUAUACAGCAAGUCACCGGAUGAUGAUAUGUUUCGUCAAGUGGCUAAAGCAUAUGCCUAUGCUCAUCCAACAAUGUACAGAGGGAAGCCAAAGUGUCGAUUCUACCCUUUUGAUGAUUUCAAAGAUGGUAUAACCAAUGGUGCUGACUGGUAUGCAUUGCAAGGUGGUAUGCAAGAUUACAAUUAUUUGACAAGGUACAGUAUAGAUAUGAACUUGUGAUUAAAUAUAGCUGGACUCAGCAGCUCAGUUGGUUAGAGCGACGCACCGGAAUUGCAAGUUCGAUUCCACACUCAUACACAUCCUACCAAGCAUGAACCCAGAUGCAAUCGCUGAUACUUGAAAAUACCUGGAAAUUGCACACUUUAGUAUAUGUUCGUUAUUGUUCACUCGGUAAUAUGGUGAUAUGCUAUUGUUCACUCUAAUUCAGUAUAUUUCAAAGUUCAUAUACUAGUAUUAGAACUGUACAAUACUAGUAUUGUUCGGUGCUGAAUUGAUAUAAACGAGUAUACCCCAUGUUGGGGGGGGGGGGAGAAAUAUUUUCGGAACAUCAAUUCCCAGGGAGGGGGGACUGUGUCGUACACCAUAUGUUCAUCAACCAUAAAUCGCUCUUAGCUAAUAAAAUCGUGGUGUGUGCACUCACAUUUAUCUGAUCAAAGGCAAUUCCAGCUUUUAGUUUAUGCAUGCAGGGGGGGGAUGGGAAUUAGUAAGGUAUCAUAUUGCUGAUUAUGCUGAAGAAAUAAAAAUUGCAGCAGUGUAAACGCAGAGUGAUAGCUUAUAAUUGUAAAUAUUGAAAUAUUUCGGUUGUUUCGGCAGUUUUUAUUGAAAUUUUUCAGCAUAAUAAGCAAUAUUAUACCUUACUUCCCGUCACACCCAGCGCGCAUAAAUUGAACGUCUCGUAAUUUUCGCUUUGAAUAAAUUUUAAUUUCUUUCCUGUUCUUGAAUUAAAGCAAUUGUUUUGAAAUCACGCUGGAAUUAAGUUGUUGCAAAUAUCCAAAUGCAAGCAAACUUCAAAAGGAAUGGCAGGACCACAAGCCAGCAUUAAUAUCGUACAUGAAACAGGUCCACAAGGGGAUCAAAGGGGUUGUUACGGAUCGUUGUGGUAGCGGUAUUGCUGGUGCUGAAAUCAAAGUUAACCUAAAUGAGAAAUCCAUUUUCAGCGGUAAGGGUUAAGUUUUG